AUGUAUAAAAAGAAUUCGACAGAAAAAUUAGUUAGAAAAAAUGCUUCUCCAACUCAUGAAAAAGAGAAUAACUCCUAUGCUCGUAAAUAUAGUAGAAAACUAUUGAGUAGAUAAAGCAAUCAUGAUGAAUAUGAAAAUGUCAAAGACAAUGUAUUAUCAACUUAUAACUCUAAUACAAACUCAACAAAUCAAAGUGAAAGUGUCACUCAACUCUAAUAAAUUAUUUAGCAAUAGAAACGAUAAAUCCAAAAUCUGAAAAUGGGUUGUCCUCGUUGUUUAACCAAAUAAAAUACAGAUCUGGAAUUGAGGAACAAAAUUUUAGUUUAGAAUAAUCAAAUACUAUCCUUGUUGUCAAGGGAAACACAGCAAUCAGAUUAUACAGAACUAUACAAGAUAAAUCAGAUGUUGUAAUAAUAGAAUGAGGAAUUAAAAUUAAAUAAUGAAAUUUUGAUUUAAAAUCAAUAGGAAAUAUUAUAAGAAAAUAUGUUCUUGAAAAAUUUGUUUGCUGAAUCCAACAAUAUUACAAAUGCAAAAGAAAAUUCAAGCUGUAAUUUAUUGAAUUAAUGUUGAUAGAAUUAUUCAGUCUCUCAUAAUCCUAAGGAAGAUUCUCAUCCAUUUUGUAGUUAAACUCGCAAGUUCAAUCUCCAUCACAUGCUAAAUAACAUCAUGAGAAACUGUUUAACUUAUUAAAAUGAGUUCUGAUUUUAUUAUCCAUAUAUAAUAUUUUAAUUUAUUAUGUUUUUUAAGUAUUACUCUCUCAUAUUUUAGCUUUGCUCGUUUCUUUCCUCAGCAAUAAUAACUGGAUUCCUUGUUAGCUGACCCUGAUUGUGAAUUAGAAACUAUCUUAUCGGCUGAUAAUAUUUUAUAAGAAAUCAAAGGAGUUGGAGCCAAUAAAUUUGCUGAUCAGUACACAUUUAAUAAUGAAUUAUUUAUAGCAUAACCAAGCACCCAGAAAUGUAUUAGAGAAUGAUUCAUUAUGUAAUUUCAGUCGACGAUGAAUUGAUCGAUAAAAAGACAUAAAUCUAGUAUGAUAUAGCAUUAUUAUCAAAAGAUACCCAUUCUUAUGCAGUGAAAUUUUAGGCAGUUAAAAUUAGAAGUUAUUGGAUUUUCUAUUUGAAAGACCAGAGGAAGGAAUAGAAGCAGAUGCAGAAAUGAUUAGAGUUAACUUGUACGAUCAAUUGAUUAGCUUUCUUGAAGCAGAUGUAUUCAAUAUGACAUCGGCAGGUUAUUUUUCUAAAGCAUUCCUUGCGAUUAUUAAGAAACGAGGAUUUGAUGUAUCAUUUAUUCAAAUUUUUAGGUUUGGACCCAAAUUAUUAAUAAUAAACAAAUUUUAUCGAAUUUAAUAAAACACAUAGAUUGUAAACAUAUUGCAGAAAUCAUCGAAAAAUUAAUAAUUCUAGAUACAACCCAAGAAUUCACAAACGAGACAUUUCUUAAUGAAAGAAAGAUACUAUUACAAAGAAUUAUAAUAUUGAUGCAGAAUAAAUACUAUUGUUCAGAGAUCGUUGAAAACGUUUGCGAAGUUUUAAUUGAAAUCACCACUAAAAAUAUGAGUUGCUUAUAUUAUAACAAUCCUGACAUUGUUCCAUUUAUUGAUUAAAUUACAAGGCCAGAAUUGUUAUUUGAAAUUGCAAUGAAAACUUAAAAACCACAGCCAAUAUAAGUUAUCAUCAAUUUAGUGGAAAUGUCUUCAAAAGAGUCCAAAAAAGAAGAAGAUGAUGAAGUCAUUCACAAUAAUGAGAAGGACUUCUCAAUUUUUUAAAACAUCGUGCCUGAACUACCUUAAAAUUUAUUAAGUAAAAGAUAUUGUGCUGCUAACUUCAAAAAUUCUAAUUAAGAAUAAGUGUAACCAUUUGGACUACAUAAGAUUAUGCUAUUAAAGUUAAUUUAAACGUUCGUUCAGUAAUUAACUCAUAAUUAUUAUUAGAACUAAUGAUAUCACUGUUAUUGAAGCUCUGCUAAAUGCUGGUUUGAUUUAAGUGUUAGAAACUAUUUGUAUUUAAUAUCCAUCUAACAAUCAAAUUCACAUUAUCACAGAAAAGAUCAUAAAAUCCAUUCUGGAUUUAAAUGAUGAAAAAUUAACAGAAAAUGUUAACUCUAUAUACUAUUCUAGGUCUUUGAGUUUGGAUCACUAAUCGAAUUUAUUAUUGGAUACCAUACAGAAUAGAAUGAAAAAAAGGGAUAUUUAGCUCUUUUGACCUCGCUAUCCAACUAUCUCCUUGAGAAAUCUUACAACAAGACAAUUCUAUAAUAUUAUCAAGACAGUAUGAUCUUAAUUAAUAGUAGAUGAACAAUGGAUGGAAUUUGUUAAAAAUAGACUGUCCAACAUUAAUCAAAAAGAGAAACCUUUUCUAUGUAAUGUGAAUCCAAAGGCAAAAUCAGAAGUGGCUGAUGAUCAGGAAUCUGAUAUUAUGCAGAUUUUACAAGUAAUUAUUUAGAUGAAUCAUGUAGAAAGUCAAUGACUCUUAAUAUGGUUAGUAAAAUUAAAGUGAAUAAUAUUAAGAGAAGGAAUCCUAAAAAAUUGAAUAAGAACUAGAGAAUAAUAAUUAAUAAGAUGAUGGAGGUCUAGAGGAUGAUGAGAAUAUCUUGAUGGAUAUGAAUGAUGACUAGGGUUGGAAUGAAGACAUACUUCAAACCAAAAAAUAGAAUCAAGAUGAUCAGGCUUAAGGAAACUUAAAUCAAGAGUCUUCGUAAUCAACCUCAGAUAAUGAUAAGGAACUCAUUCACAAAGAUGAUAAUGUUUCUUCUUUAUUUAAUCACAGUUUAUUUUGGAAGAUUGAAUAUGAUAAUAAAGAGGCAGAAGAUAUCUUAAAUAAUUAUGCGUGA
Messenger RNA from Paramecium octaurelia, 2826 nucleotides. NCBI's taxonomy places the organism in Eukaryota, Ciliophora, Oligohymenophorea, Peniculida, Parameciidae. The record is from the annotation of a GenBank genome assembly.